AUGGACGGAAAAAUAGGAGCCUUCACGUCCUGGACCUUAGGGAAAUUAUGGAAAUUCUCCACGAUUCUAGCAGCGAACACGAAAACGAUGACAACGAAGAUGGCAAUGACAUUCCAAAUUUUACGCAUCUUUGCCCAAGCAGCCCGCAAUCUCCGAGACGUGUAUGUCCAGGGUCAGGAAAGUAUGUUUGAAGAUGAUGAUGAAGAUUUAGUAAUGUGUGAUAAAAUUGAUAGGAGAAGUGACGUAGAGUGUGAAAAUGACAAAAAUGAAGAAGACUGA
Molecule: messenger RNA, 279 nt
Organism: Parnassius apollo (apollo)
Lineage: Eukaryota; Metazoa; Arthropoda; Insecta; Lepidoptera; Papilionidae
Source: the annotation of a GenBank genome assembly